AUGAGCGAACAAGGAGUCAAUGAAGCCAAGGAAUCCUCCUUACAUACUUUUAGGCAUGGAAAUAAGAAGGCAAGGAACAAGAGAAAGGAUAAAUCUGUCAACUCUAUCUUUAAAUCUGCCAGAAAGCAGUGUAAUAAUUCUCAGAUUAAUAUGACUUAUUUCCCUUCACUAAAGUUGGGAACACAAUCAAAUAAUGGUGGAAUUAGUCUUACCAAUACAAGCAAGGGUAUAGACCUUAAUAGAUAUGAGCCAAGGAGUCAUGCAAAUAGUCCUUCAAAUCUCUCCUUUACAAUCGGGGAAGACUUUGGUACAAUUCCCAUCCUCCAGAGAGGAAUUGUACAGCCAAAGAAGACUAAUAGGUACAAGAGUAAAAAAUAAAUCUGACUGCCGAGAUCCUCCUCUUCUGUCCCUCAUGCCUGAAGGAGUAGCUCCCAAGUUAGGGGAAUUAAACUACUAUUCACGACUAAAUAAAUAAAGAGCAUGAAUAUAAAGUACAGCUUUUGCAAAACCGCAUUCAAAAGCUAAAGUAAGGAAGAGGAAAAGGCAAAUAUGAAAAUGCUACAAACCUCAGAGCGAGCUGAGCAAUACAUCAAAACGAGGAAUAAGUACUAUGAAGAUCAGAAGCGACUUAUCAACCAUCGCCUCCAAGUUCAACAGGACACUGAAACUAAGAGAAAAGAUAUCAUUAAAAAUAACGAUAAAUAAGAAAAAGAGCAUGCAACAGCUAAAGAAAAUGAUGAUCGAGCAGUCAAAACAGAGGAAAAAUCAGCAGAGACAGGAAAUAAAUGAAGCUCUUCAGAACAAAGAGAAAGAAUUAGAAAAGGAGCAUUUAGACAGAAAGAUAGCCUCUGUAGCUAUGGUAAAAGAGAGCCAGAUAAGUUCUCUCAAGAAAAGAAUGAAGAAAAAUAACAAAUAUAGUCUCUCUUUACAAAAUAGUUACUACAAAAGGUACCUAGAUGAUGAAGAUCAGACUGAGAGGAAUAAGCAGAAGAUUAAGAAACUUGAGGCUGCUGAGAGUAAACUUCUUGAUAAGCUCCAAUCCACAAUGGAGAAGCAGAUGACUAUGCGCAAAACCUUAGAAAACUUAGUCAAGAGCGGUAAACCUCCAGAGAAUUCGCCUGAAUAAGUUCAAUAAUUUCGUAAUUUUUUGGGG
Molecule: messenger RNA, 1153 nt
Organism: Moneuplotes crassus
Lineage: Eukaryota; Ciliophora; Spirotrichea; Euplotida; Euplotidae
Source: the annotation of a GenBank genome assembly